This is a messenger RNA of Ipomoea nil (Japanese morning glory), 1287 nucleotides long. Its product is annotated as protein FAR1-RELATED SEQUENCE 5-like. Gene Ontology annotation, molecular function: nucleic acid binding; zinc ion binding. The coding region runs from base 1 to 1287 and encodes 428 amino acids. Gene Ontology annotation, biological process: regulation of DNA-templated transcription. The record is from RefSeq and is a predicted model, not a curated record. The transcript has a single exon. Lineage: Eukaryota; Viridiplantae; Streptophyta; Magnoliopsida; Solanales; Convolvulaceae.
AUGCGUCAUGAACCUAUUUGUGUCGUUACUGACCAAGAUCCAGCUGUUAAGAUUGCAGUUGCUCGUGUGUUUGGUACAUCAAAACAUAGAUUCUGCAUGUGGCAUAUAAUGUGCAAGGUUGGUGAGAAGGUUGGACCGGUCUUAGCUAAGGACGAGGUGUUUAGGAGGAAGUUGAAUGGCAUUGUUUGGAACAAAUCUAUAGAUUCCAAAGCUUUUAAGGAUUCAUGGAGUCGUAUCAUAGAGGAAUAUGGUUUGGUUGAUAAUGGUUGGUUUCGUUACUUGUUCGAGUCUCGUACAUUUUGGGCAUCUCCAUACUUUCAUGAUGAGUUUAUGUCGGGAUUUGUUAGGACAACAUCUCGAUCAGAGUCUCAAAAUAGUUUUUUUGGCAGUUUCUCCAAUGGUCAUUCCAGUUUGGUUGGGUUUUUGGUGCAUUUUGAUAGUGCUAUUAGUGCACAACGACAUGCCCAAGCAAAAUUGACUGAUGACUCUGAAUCAUGCUUUCCUGUUUUGAAGACUCCAUUGGCGCUGGAAAAACAUGCAAUGGAUGUCUAUACCAUUUCUGUAUUUUAUGAUGUGCAAGUAGAGAUUUGUGAAGGUUGUUUUUCUUGUCGAGUGGUCUCUUUGUGUGAGUGCGAUGGUAAGGUGUGCUAUGGGAUAAAAGAUGGUGACAAGAAGGCAUGGUGUGUGGAGUUUUUGUUGGCUGACUGUACUGCUAUAUGUUCAUGCAAGAUGUUUGAGCGGAUGGGGUUGGUGUGUAGGCAUAUUUUUUUUGUGUUUAAAGAUCGUGGACUUGAGAGAAUUCCUUCUAUGUAUUUGGUGUCUCGGUGGACAAAGGCUGCUUGUUUGAAGCCAAUAUUUGAUAUUGAUAAUACGGUUGUUGAUCAAUCGGCUAAAGUGGAUAAUGUUAGGGUGAUUACUAAUCUAAUGUGGUCUGAAAUUUAUGCUUGCGUGGGAUUGGCUGAUGGUAAUGUAGAACGGUUGGAACAACUAAGACGUGUUAUUUGUGAGCAAAGGGAGUUUUUUUUUUUUAUCAAAGAUGGGUGUGACGAUGACAAUGGGGUAGCUGGUAGCAGCAAAGAAAGUGUGAUUAAAUCAUUUUGUGGUGAUGUGUCUCAGGGGUCAACAGUGGAGGUUCGUGAUCCAAUUAAAGUUAAGAACAAGGGCGGCGGGAAGCGGAUGAAGAGUGCAAGGGAGAAAGCUGUGAAUAAGUGUGUAAAGCAAUCAAGGAAAUGCCAUACUUGUGAUGAAUAUGGUCAUAAUAGUAGGACGUGCCCAUUAAAUGGCUAG